AUGUUUUGGCUCGGGCCGGGCAUUCUUUUGCUAGUUAACUACAGCAUCUCUGUCUUGCACAGCACGAAAGUGUCUCCCCGGGCAAGAUAUGAUGCUCGAGUACUUGUGCCGUUGCUUUGUGAUUGUAGUGUUGGAAUCGGGGAUUUGGGGGUUACGCCCUGCUCCAUUGUACUGGUACCGAGGGAGAUGUCUUGGUACGAGACAGGGAUUAUUUCGCGGGUUAGCCCAACCAACUGUCCAGUCACUUUCGGAAUACGGACACUUUGUGCCCUCGUUGUAUUACACCAUUGGGAGGAAUGGAAGGAGGAAGAAAGAUCAAGCGUAUUGAAUUAUUAUUAUUAUUAUUGAAGAGACGUCGGCUCCUCUACUGCGCUAGCCCACCAACUGGACCGGAAUCGGUACGGAGGAAACGUUUAAGAUGCCAUCGAUUUCAAGGGCACACAAUGUUAUGUUAGAUACAAGUACGGUACUGUACUGUACUAGUACGAGUACAGUGCUCGUACACCAGCGCAUACUAUGAGCAGGGGUGGAGGAAAUAAAAAUGCGCUCUGUGCUCUAAACUCGGGC
This is a messenger RNA of Tuber melanosporum (Perigord truffle), 567 nucleotides long. RefSeq lists its product as uncharacterized. The coding region runs from base 1 to 348 and encodes 115 amino acids. The record is from RefSeq and is a predicted model, not a curated record. NCBI's taxonomy places the organism in Eukaryota, Fungi, Ascomycota, Pezizomycetes, Pezizales, Tuberaceae. The transcript has a single exon.